AACAAACCUUAAACAAAUCAAGAAAAUACUCCUUCUUCAGAGAAGCAAAGGACAGUUGUCCCUCCUCUCUUCUUCUAUUUCUGUGUUCAAACUGUGGACCUGAAUCAGAAACCGAGAAUAAAGCCAUACGAUUCUUCCUCUCUGCUAAGUAUUCCAUUUCUCGUUCGAGUUUUCACACAGAUAAUUGAAGCCAAGGAAAAAUGCAUUCAAAUCACUUGCUGCUGGAGGAGCCAAUCAGGAUGGCUACCAUUCUGGAGCCAUCCAAAGGGAGUUUCUUCCCUGCAAUGACGAAGAUCGUGGGGACGCUGGGCCCGCGCUCGCGAUCUGUCGAGGUUAUUUCUGCUUGUCAACUUAUUCAAGUUCUUGCCUUUGUUUCUGUCUUGUUAUUUGAUUUUUCAUGGGGUGAUGCGACAUAUCAUCAGGAGACACUAGAGAAUCUGAAGGCUGCUAAUAAGAGCAAUAAGAAACUAUGUGCUGUUAUGCUAGAUACCGUGGGCGCCGAGUUACGGGUUGUCAAUAAAAGUGAAAAAGCUAUAACCCUGAAGGCAGAUGAGAAGGUUGUUCUAACACCUGAUCAAGGUCAAGAAGCAUCGUCGGAGAUUUUGCCAAUCAACUUCGCGGGACUGGCCAAGGCUGUGAAGAAGGGAGACACCAUUUUUGUUGGCCAAUACCUAUUCACAGGAAGUGAAACCACUUCUGUUUGGCUAGAGGUAGAUGAAGUAAAAGGUGAUGAUGUGGUUUGCAUUAUCAAGAAUUCUGCAACCUUAGCUGGAGCACUAUUUACAUUGCAUGCUUCUCAAAUUCGGAUUGAUCUGCCUACUCUAUCUGAUAAGGACAAGCAGGUUAUCAGCUCGUGGGGAGCUCAGAAUAAAAUUGAUUUCCUGUCAUUGUCAUAUACACGUCAUGCGGAGGAUGUUCGUGAGGCUCGUGACUGUCUAUCCAAGCUUGGUGGUUUAAGUCAGACCCAAAUCUUUGCUAAAAUUGAAAACGUAGAGGGUUUGACCCAUUUUGAUGAGAUCCUACAAGAGGCUGAUGGAAUCAUCCUCUCACGCGGAAACCUUGGCAUAGAUCUUCCACCUGAGAAGGUUUUCUUGUUUCAGAAGUCUGCUAUUUACAAAUGUAACAUGGCUGGAAAGCCAGCAGUGGUGACUCGUGUUGUUGAUAGUAUGACUGACAAUCUCAGGCCUACUCGUGCAGAGGCAACUGAUGUCGCUAAUGCUGUUUUGGAUGGAUGCGACGCAAUUCUUCUUGGGGCUGAGACCUUACGUGGAUUAUACCCUGUUGAAACUAUUUCCACUGUUGGCAAAAUUUGUGCCGAGGCAGAGAAGGUCUUCAAUCAAGACCAGUACUUCAAGAGGACUGUAAAAUUUGUAGGCCAGCCCAUGAGCCACCUGGAAUCUAUUGCUUCCUCUGCGGUUCGAGCGGCCAUCAAAGUGAAGGCAUCUGUCAUCAUAUGUUUUACCUCAUCAGGAAGAGCAGCUAGAUUGAUCGCUAAGUAUAGGCCAACAAUGCCUGUUUUAUCUGUGGUCAUCCCUCGGCUCACUACAAAUCAAUUGAGGUGGAGUUUCAGUGGUGCAUUUGAGGCAAGGCAAUCGCUCGUAGUACGUGGUCUCUUCCCCUUGCUUGCUGAUCCUCGACAUCCAGCUGCAUCCACAAAUCCAACCCACGAGUCAGUUCUUAACGUUGCUCUUGAUCAUGGAAAAGCCUCUGGAGUCAUCAAGUCUCAUGAUCGAGUAGUUGUCUGCCAGAAAGUUGGAGACGCAGCUGUAGUGAAGAUUAUCGAGCUUGAAGAUUGAUAACUUAAGCCGAUACAUCUUUAACACGCAUUACCCUCCUUUUUUUUCCUUUCCUUUUUGGGUGGUAGUGCGAUCAACAAUCAUAUUAGGCGUUGCCUUAAAUUUUGAUGGUAAUUUUUGGUCAUACGAUGCGUUUUACGUUUAGAUCAAAUAUACAUCGGGGUAUUCUUGAUGGGAAUUUUGCUCUUGUGCAAAGCUCUCCAUAACCCCAGCAAUUUUUCUGUUGCGGCUGACCGAUGUAGCAACAGUUCGGAGAUACUAAUAUGUAAUUUUGAAGCUGCAUAUGCAGAACCAUGAAACUGUGGCUGUUUGCUGUUCAUUCUAGCAAAGCAACUAACUUAUAUACCAACACAUGACAUGAUAUGAUGUAUA
Messenger RNA from Sesamum indicum (sesame), 2168 nucleotides. The record is from RefSeq and is a predicted model, not a curated record. Lineage: Eukaryota; Viridiplantae; Streptophyta; Magnoliopsida; Lamiales; Pedaliaceae.